AUGGGUCCCUCCUCCACUGGCAGCUGGGAGCGAUGGGCCCUGGACUCCCUCCUGACAGCUGCCCCUCCUCCUCCUCCCCCCCCAGCCCAUUUCUUGCACCAGUGGACGUGCGAGUGCCACUUCUUCAAUGGGACGCAGCGGGUGUGGUUCCUGAAGAGCUUCUUCUAUGACCGGCAGGAGUUUGUCCGCUUCGACAGCGACCUCGGGAGGUUCGUGGCCAUCACCCCGUUGGGGCAGGUGGAUGCCGACAAGUGGAACAGCAAUCAGGACAUCCUGCUGGACGUGAAGGCCGCCAUAGAUUACUUCUGCCGGCACAACUACGGGGUGUACAACUACAAGGCAGCCAAGAGAGCGCGUCUGAUUGGCCGGAGAA
This is a messenger RNA of Python bivittatus (Burmese python), 373 nucleotides long. NCBI's taxonomy places the organism in Eukaryota, Metazoa, Chordata, Lepidosauria, Squamata, Pythonidae. The record is from RefSeq and is a predicted model, not a curated record.